Messenger RNA from Plutella xylostella (diamondback moth), 304 nucleotides. RefSeq lists its product as uncharacterized. The record is from RefSeq and is a predicted model, not a curated record. Lineage: Eukaryota; Metazoa; Arthropoda; Insecta; Lepidoptera; Plutellidae.
CCAAUAUUUACAACAAGUAAUAAAAAAAACAGAAUAGAAAAAGAAAAACGUAUUUUUUCUGUCAGACAAUAUAACCUCAAAUUCAUUUUGAAAUCCUCUUUCAUUUCAGUUUUUCAAUAUUAUGCCGCUUGGAAAAUUCGGGAAAAUUACGAUUUCUUGGGCGAUAAUCACAGUCACUAGUCUAUCCCUAUUCGUAGUAUCACGGAACUCUAUCAAUGCUAACCGUAUAGAGAAUAUGAAAGCUCGAGAACGCAUGCGAAGAUCUAACGAAGGAGAAUACGAAGACGUCUACAGAAAAUUGUGA